Molecule: messenger RNA, 717 nt
Organism: Meloidogyne enterolobii
Lineage: Eukaryota; Metazoa; Nematoda; Chromadorea; Rhabditida; Meloidogynidae
Source: the annotation of a GenBank genome assembly
CAAUGUGCAGAUAAACUACCUGAAGAUAAACCUUUAUUUGUUUGUGAUCCAGAUAAAAUAUUUAAUUCAACACAAUUAAUAAGAAUAAAUGAUGAACUUGCCAAAGUAGCUAUUGGAACACCUUGUCCAUGUCAAAGGCGUUCUCAGUGUUCAAGCGGUUAUAGCACCAGUAGUGGAAGUACAUUUCAUGGUUUUAUUGUUUCAAUAGCUUUAGUUGAUAAUCUUCAAAUGAAUUUUCAUUCACCAUCAGAACAACAAUUGACAGAUCGAGCUGAGAGUUUUUGUAAAGCAUUAGAAGGACGUUGGGCUCUCGGGGAUUGUGGAAAUUCUGUUAUAGUUUUUGUUUGGAGACAUUAUAAAAAAUUAAUUAUUUGGCCUGCAAGAUUAGCAGAACGUUAUAUAACACACGGUGAACGUAAAGCAAUUCUUGCUCGUGUAAAUGAUUUAGUCCAAAAUGGAUGUGUUUGUGCGUUUCGUUGUUGCGGGAAUUUAUCUCCUGACGAAAAAUCUGGGAGUGUAUUAGUUGAUUCCUCAGCCAGUUUUAGUCUACCCCCAAUGAAUUGCCAAUUGCCUAUUACAUCUACAACAUUACAUUCCUCUCAUCAACAAAUUUCUAGAAUGCCUUCUUCUCCUUCAGCUAUUCGAAGAUCUCCUACACCUCCUCCCCAACCUUCUCAACUUAGUUAUAUGGCCUUUUCUGAUACUACAAUUGUUUAA